AUGUCUCCCAACGCAAUCUCAACUGGUACUCAGGCCAAGCAAGAUGACUAUCUUGUUGGCUUGGAGCAGUACGGCCUUCAACAACCCUCCGCCCAGCAGAAGCUCACGCCCCUUGAUAUGAAUAUACCAAGACUUUAUGGAAUUCGUUUGGUCCUGUGCUUCCCAUUGACCUCUGGUGCGGAUAAAUUUCAGAUAUACGAGAAUCUGAAGAAGGGAUUGGGGCAUACCGUCACGUCUAUUCCGUGGAUUGCAGAAGUGAUCGGUCCAGAGGAAGGGCAGGAUCCCAAGGCCGGAAGGGUUCAGAUUGUCGACUCACCAAUUGGAUACAAGUUCCCACGAGCGAUGUCUGCUUUAUCCUCCUUGAAAGAGAAAAGCUUUCCUCUAUCCGAAUUCUCAACCGCGCAACUCGGUCCCAUUGACGUCAUGCCACAAGCUCAAGCAAGCUUUGUCGAUGGCGGUCUCUUACUUACAGUGGGAGUCUACCACCCCGUAUGCAAUGCUGCAGCUUUAGAUGCCCUCCUGAGCGCUUGGUCUUAUAAUAAUAGAAGUGGUAAAGAUGACAGAAGAAGCAUGAAGUUACAGGGGAAAGGUUAA
Molecule: messenger RNA, 594 nt
Organism: Fusarium graminearum PH-1
Lineage: Eukaryota; Fungi; Ascomycota; Sordariomycetes; Hypocreales; Nectriaceae
Exons: 5
Coding region: 1-594 (197 amino acids)
Source: RefSeq, a predicted model, not a curated record